GACAAGAUGAGCCCGUCGACCUGCGCGUCUUACUGCUCUCAGUUCAAGUCCAAAAUGUACGGCCUCUCCCGCGGCACCGACUGCAUCUGCGGCAAUGCCCUGCGUGCAAAUACCCAGGUCGCCCCACUGAGCCAGUGCAACACCGCCUGCCGCGGCGAUGACGGCGCCUUCUGCGGCGGCGUCAACUACGUCAAUGUCUACGGCCCGGAGACAAUGAUGACGGCCGCGGCGUCCCCUUCAAAGGCCCAGCACAUUGGGUGCCAGCGCAUGCCCGCGCGCGGCGAUCCCUUGGCCGAGUACCCCAAGCUCCGCUCCGCGCAGAUGACGGUGCAAAUGUGCCAGGACCACUGCGGGCUGUACCAGAGCAAGUACUUUGGUCUCGGCGGCGCCGGGCGGGAUUGUUUCUGCGGCGACGUGCCGAGCGAUCGCGGCAACAGCGGAAGCAGCUUUUGCAAGACGGCGUGCGCGGGCGACAAGGGCGCGUUCUGCGGCGGCGGGACGAGCGCGGCUGGGUAU
Colletotrichum acutatum is the source of this 516-nucleotide messenger RNA. RefSeq lists its product as uncharacterized. The transcript has a single exon. NCBI's taxonomy places the organism in Eukaryota, Fungi, Ascomycota, Sordariomycetes, Glomerellales, Glomerellaceae. The annotation marks the transcript as partial. The record is from RefSeq and is a predicted model, not a curated record.